AUGAGUGUUAAUACUACUACAUCUUUCGAAGGUGGCAUCAUUAGAAAGUCUUCUAAUCAGCUGAUACCUCAAUCUUCACCCCCUUCAGAGUCUCAAACUAAUGUAUCUUCCACUCAAGACACUGCGGAUUCAGACUUACUUGAACCAACAGAAAGAACUGGUUUACUUUCACCUGAUGAUCCAAUUGUGUCCCCAUUAAACUUGUCUACUAUCAAGUUAUUACGUCAAUUGACUUACUAUUUAUUGAUAUUCAAUACCAUAGUGUUGAUUUUCUUGAUUUUGUCCCAUUUCAUCACAUUUUCCAUCACACCUUAUUUCAGAGAUAUAAACUUGCUCAUCCUUUGUAUCAUUUAUAAUGUAACUACCUUAUGGUGUUUCGUGGUAACGGGCAUUUCAGAAAUAUAUUUGAGUGUUUUCACUAUAGUAUUGGUGUUGAUUGAUAUGUUGGUGAUACUUUUCAAGUUAUCAGGUGUUUGGAGUCCUUUGUAUACAAUUAUAAAUUUAGUGUACUUCUUAUGGGUAGAAUCUUAUAUAAGGAAGUGUAAAACUCAACAAGAAAUCAAGUAUACUGGAAGGCCUGAAACCAGAAUGACAGUAUUUGAAAUUUUCAUUUCAUCCAUCAAAUUCUUCAUCAAACUUGCGACCUUAAUAUUAGUCUUGAUGAUGAGUAUGUUCGUUUGGUUAAAUGCUUUUGACACCAAAGUUACAGGAAAGACUGUCAACAUAAAUGGUGUGAACCUUCAUUUGGAAUGUUAUGGAUCUAAGAAUGGAACGGUAUUGGUUGAAGGAGGAUUGAAAACAUCUUCAGAAUCAUAUUUAUGGGUUGAAGAUAUGUUUAAAACCAAUCUUAUUCCGGGAUAUUGUGUUUAUGACCGUCCAGGAUACGGAAUAUCUGAUUAUGCUCCAACAACGGUUUCUCUUGCUACGGAAUAUUUGGUGAUGGCUUUGAAGGAAGAAGAAAUCUCUGACGUUGUAGUGGUUGCUUAUGAUAUUGGAGGGUUAUACUCUCAAGUGUUAACAACUCACGGCAUAGUCAAAGGUUUGAUGUUGAUUGAUUCCUGGCAUCCGGAUCUUCUUCAGUUGAAUUAUCCAUUCAAAGAGAAGUUCGAUGUGGUCGAAGUACCUUCUGCUUGGAAUGGAUUCAAAUUAUGGUGCAAGGGAAUUUUAUCACCAUUGGGUUUGAGACCCUUGAGUCAUUUGAUUCAUCCUAAACUUUAUAACUCUUGGGCAAGAGUGUUUGGGGAUGAUAUGAUUUACAACGAAAAGUAUUUGUUAACUAGAUUACAAAACCAUUUAACUACCAAAUGGUCUUCCAAUGAAAUCCCCAGCUCUUCAGACGUCAAGACCUUAGUCAUCAGUAGAAAGUCCAAGUUGAAAUCCAAAAAUUGGAGUAACUGGCAAAGAGAAUUGACUAAAUGGGGAAAAUGUGUGGACUGGAAAGUCAUUGAUGAUAAUGAUAAGUACAGUGAAGCCGACAGUUUAAAGUUUUUCUUAGAAGAGUUAAAGUAA
Molecule: messenger RNA, 1509 nt
Organism: Yamadazyma jaroonii
Lineage: Eukaryota; Fungi; Ascomycota; Pichiomycetes; Serinales; Debaryomycetaceae
Source: the annotation of a GenBank genome assembly